Molecule: messenger RNA, 1545 nt
Organism: Parascedosporium putredinis
Lineage: Eukaryota; Fungi; Ascomycota; Sordariomycetes; Microascales; Microascaceae
Source: the annotation of a GenBank genome assembly
AUGGUAAAUCCCUUCAAGAAGCCCCAGGAUGACUCGGCCAAUCCUGCCCCGGCCGCGGUCUAUAACUGGCGCAUCUAUGCCCUGGCGUUUUCCGCCGCCAUGGGAUCCGCCAUGUUCGGCUACGACUCAGCCUUCAUCGGCGGCACCAUCACCUUCCAGGCCGGGUGCUUCUUUGGCGUCCUUCUCUGCUACUACCUGGUUGAGAAACUUGGCCGCCGCUGGGUUCUCCUCGGGUGCGGAGCUUUGUUCGAUGUCGGCGCUAUUCUACAACUGGUUGCUACUGGUAAAGUCGGGCUCAUUUAUGCCGGGAGAGCAUUGACUGGUCUGGCUGUCGGUUCCUCGUCGAUGAUUAUCCCUGUAUAUAUUUCAGAGUGCGGUCCACCAGCUAUUCGCGGACGUCUGAUCGGCAUCUUCGAAAUCUGUCUCCAAUUUUCACAAAUCUUCGGCUUCUGGGUAAAUUAUGGCGUCAAUAUCCACGUCUCACCAACCUCUGCUGCUCAAUGGCACAUCCCCUUUGCCCUGCAGCUGAUCCCAGGAACCCUCCUCGUUAUCUUCAUGUUCUUCCAGCCCGAGUCCCCACGUUGGCUCAUCAAUGCCGGCCGCACCGAGGAGGCUAGGGGUGUGCUCCAGCGCCUCCGCAUGCUCCCUGCCAACGAUCCGUAUAUCAAUUGGGAAAUCAACAACGUCUUGCACCAGAUUGAAGAGGAAAACAGGAAUGGUCUUGGCUCUAAGACUUUGGGUGCCAAGCUGAAGGAGGUGUUCGCACCCAAGACCAGGGUCCGCUUGAUCCUAGGUAUCUGCUUGAUGUUCAUCCAAAACAUGUCUGGCAUCAACGCUCUCAACUACUACUCACCCAGCAUUUUCCAGUCUAUCGGCUUCACAGGUACCAGCGUCGGCCUUCUUGCUACCGGUAUUUUCGGCAUUGUCAAAGCCAUGGCCACUAUGCUUUAUAUGAUUUGGGGCGUUGACAGCCUUGGGCGCCGACAUUCCCUCAUCAUUGGCUCUAUCGGUGCAUCCAUUGCCCUUUGGUACUUGGGAGCCUACGCCAAGCUAAGCGGUUCUUUCGAGGCGGGCACCCUCGGUACCGGCGAGAAGACUCCCGGUGCCUACGUUGCCAUUGUUAUGGUUUACAUCUUUGCCGUCUUCUAUGCCAUCUCUUGGAACGGUAUUCCUUGGAUCUUCUGUGCCGAGGUCUUCCCUACCGCUAUCCGCUCCGUCUGCCUCGUCUUCACCACUUGUGCCCAGUGGCUUGGCCAGUUCAUCAUCGUUUACUCGACCCCGUAUAUGAUGACCAACAUCACCUAUGGUACUUUCUUCCUCUUUGCUAGCUCUGUCGUGUUCGGCAUUGUCUUCACUUGGUUCCUCAUUCCCGAGACCAAGGGCAUCUCCCUAGAGGAUAUGGAUACUCUCUUCUCGCGAUCCGGUAUGCCUAGGACCUGGCGUAAGCAGCUGGAUGAGAUCAUUGAGGAGAGGAGGGCCGCAGGUGAUCCUGAAAUGUUCGUUGCAGACGAGAAGGAGCACGCUUCUCAUCGGGAGAAUAACUAA